AUGGGCGCCGUUGCCUGCGCCCCGUUGCAGCCGCCCUUGAUCGCCAGCUCGUCCGGCGGCCAGCAGCACCGCAGGGCCUCCAGCAGCGCCGGCAGCAUGCUCUCUGCCGGCCUCAAGCGCGAGCUGGAGACGGCGGCAUCCUCGUCCGCAGAGGCUGGCCCGGCGGCUGCAGCGACGAUGACGGCCUCGCGAGAGACCGCAGAGUCUGCGCCGGCCUCCGUCUCCCAGCAUCAUCACCAUCAGCAACAACAACAACAGCACCACCCGCAUGCCUCGACGACCAGCCUGCCCAGCUCGACGGCGGCCGCUUCGUCCAGCAUACACCAGCGACUGCCCGACAGGCAGCGGAUGAACGGCCAUGAGCUGCCUGCUGCCUCCCAGCCCGCCUUUCGGCCGGCCCAGGGCUCGCCUACAUCUACAACAGCAACAGCAACAACAUCUACAUCUACAACAACGUCUACAUCUACACCGUCUACCCGUAUAAAAGUCCGGGAUCUCUCGCAUAUCCAGUCGUUUGCCAGCGAGGAGGCCGCCGCCGCCGGGUCGUCGCAGCACCGGCCCGGCGGCCUGCAGCGUCAGUACGAGAUCAGCUCCAUGCCCGUGGGCGACGUGAUCGAGAUGGUGGCCGGCCUGCUCACCAAGAUCACCACGACCAACGACCGCCAGCACGAACACCUGCACCGACAUAUCCCCAGGGCCGAGCAGCGCUCGCUGCCGCCGCAGACCACCAGCGUGCUGGCGUUUCAUGGCAAGAAUGUGCCCGGCAUCACCAUCCUCAACUACCUCAGCCGCAUCCACAAGUACUGCCCGACCACCUACGAGGUCUUCAUCAGCCUGCUCGUCUACUUCGACCGCAUGACCGAGACCGUCAACUCGCAUCUCCUGCAGCAGAUGCACCGCCGCGCCCAUCUGCGGCCCAACCCGUCCAUACGCACCAUGUCGACCUCUUCCUCCAACAGACCGCAUACCUCUUCCUCUUCGCCCUUUUUCUCUCCGGCAAACGCCAAUCCCAAUAUUAAUAACAACAACAAUACCAUCAGCAGACGGUUCUCCUCCCGGCGGUCGACAGAGACCUCGAUUGCCCGGGCUGCAGUCGGCAAACAACACCUGCCCCCGACCUCGCCCGUCGAUCACCCCAUGCGGUCCCCUUCCGUCCAGGACCAGCACGACCAGGAGGCAGAGCACGACCUCAGCGACUCCGACGACGACGACCUCUCCGAUGUCUCCGAUGAGCUCAACUUUUCCCAUUUCCUCGUUGUAGAUAGCUAUAACAUACACCGCCUCGUCAUUGCGGGCGUCACCUGCGCCAGUAAAUUCUUCUCUGAUGUCUUUUACACUAAUUCCAGAUACGCCAAGGUUGGAGGCCUUCCGUUGAUAGAGCUGAACCACCUGGAGCUGCAAUUCCUGCUGCUCAACGACUUUCGUCUGGCCGUCCCCGUCGAGGAACUCGAGGCCUACGGCACCAUGCUUGUCCAGUUCUAUGCCAGGGAACUCGUUGCUCAACAGCAGCAGCAACAGCAGCAACAGCAACAACAACAACAACAACAACAACAGGGAACACCUCAGCCCGGUUCCAACGCCACGGCCACAAGCGCCAUGCAGCACCAGGGCGAUCCUCCGGCCCAGAACGACAGAUUCACACCAACACAUACAUAA
Trichophyton benhamiae CBS 112371 is the source of this 1656-nucleotide messenger RNA. Its product is annotated as cyclin-dependent protein kinase complex component, putative. NCBI's taxonomy places the organism in Eukaryota, Fungi, Ascomycota, Eurotiomycetes, Onygenales, Arthrodermataceae. Gene Ontology annotation, cellular component: cyclin-dependent protein kinase holoenzyme complex; nucleus. The coding region runs from base 1 to 1656 and encodes 551 amino acids. Gene Ontology annotation, molecular function: protein kinase binding; cyclin-dependent protein serine/threonine kinase regulator activity. Gene Ontology annotation, biological process: regulation of cyclin-dependent protein serine/threonine kinase activity. The transcript has 2 exons. The record is from RefSeq and is a predicted model, not a curated record.